This is a messenger RNA of Notothenia coriiceps (black rockcod), 1173 nucleotides long. RefSeq names its product arrestin domain-containing protein 3-like. The record is from RefSeq and is a predicted model, not a curated record. Gene Ontology annotation, cellular component: cytoplasm; plasma membrane. NCBI's taxonomy places the organism in Eukaryota, Metazoa, Chordata, Actinopteri, Perciformes, Nototheniidae. Bases 144 to 638 code for a protein of 164 amino acids. The transcript is spliced from 3 exons. Gene Ontology annotation, biological process: protein transport.
UAUAAAUUCCUGCUAGUAAUAGGGUUAAGUAUGCUUGCCUGAACUGCUCAGGUUGACUUAUUUGUACAUAGUACUUAUAAGGCCUGACCUUUUUUCUGUGUCCUCUUCUUUUUUUCUUCUUUUUAUUAUCAUGUUCAUUGCUCAUGCAUGCUAAUGCUGUUUCUCUGCAGGCUCCUCUCUCGGGCUCCAACAGCAUGACGGUGUGCUGCCUUUGGUGUACCUCUGGUCCUAUCGAGAUGACAGCCAGUAUAGAGAAGAAGGGCUUCAUGCCUGGUGAAACUGUGAAGAUCAUUUGCGAGUUUGUUAAUGGUUCAUCUCGAACAGCCACUCCAAAGGUGUCACUGCAACAGAAACAGAUUUUCUACACCCACAACAAGAACCACAGGAGGAUGCAUGUCAAGAAAUUGACGUCCUCGACUGGACAACUCGUCAGUGAACGCAUCUCUGACCGUCGCACUGUGAUUAAGCUCACUAUUCCCUCUUCUGCAUCCCUCACCAUCUCUAACUGCAGCAUCAUUGAUGUUGAAUACUUGAUUGAGGUGAGCUUCAGCGUGAGAGGUUCCCCCGACCUCGAUGUACUGUUUCCCAUCAUCAUGUGUGAUAGCCCUGUUGACGCUUACCCACCAUCUUAUUUGUGAAUUUCAAAUGUAUUUAAUAUUACAUUGUUUUCUGAGAGACAACAUUUAAUAGUGAACAGAAAUGUCUCAGUCGGACUUGUUUUACUGCGAGAGAUCUAUGAAUCCUAAAUAGCGUCAAUUUCAGUACUGUAACUGAAAAUUGUGACUGUUAAACAUUGUGAUAACUGCCAUAGGGAAUCAUACUGCCUUCACUCUGUGUUCAGAGUAAUAUAUCUUUUAUUAGUGGAUUACUGUUUCAGCGUAGAAUUUAGUAGUUUUAGUUCAAGUUGAAGCAUUGGGUAAAUAAUGUGUUACAGUUUGAAUGUCAAAAAUAAUUCUCAAUCAGGAAUAGAGCCAAAGCUAGAUGUUUUGCCACUGUUAGAGUUCAGAUUAAAUUGUUCUGCUCCUGUCCUGGUAACGCUAUAUGUUACUGUGUGUGAAGACAGAGCCAAAACCUUAAAGGGGAUUGUUUCAGACAGUCCUAUAAAAUAAACAUUCCCAGAAAAAACGAGCAUAUCUUCCCUUCUAAAAGGGUUAAAUAAAUAAUCUUUUUUCU